Molecule: messenger RNA, 2937 nt
Organism: Aureococcus anophagefferens
Lineage: Eukaryota; Pelagophyceae; Pelagomonadales; Pelagomonadaceae
Exons: 5
Source: RefSeq, a predicted model, not a curated record
AUGUCGGCCGUCGGAGUCGGCGUGGCCUCGGCGCGACGCGCGGCGAAGAUCUCCGAUCUUCUCCCCGUCGUGCAGGCCAUGCGGCUCCGCGACAUCCUCACGGGCAACACGCAGCACGUCACCGAGCUCCUCCGCGACCCCUUCGUCGUCGCGAACAUGCUCGCGGCGCUGAACAUGGCGUCGGACCGCGAGCCCGUCGUCGAGUCGGCGCCCGACAGCGGCGACACGGCGCGCGCGCCGCGCGGCCGGCCGCCGAAGCGGCGGCUCGAGACGGAGAACCCGGCCAUGGAGCUGAUGCAGGAGCAGGUGGCCCGGGCGGAGGCCAAGACCGCGGCCCUCGAGAAGGAGAAGGCGGCCCUCGCGGAGGAGCUGCGGGAUGCCGAGGCGACGGCGGCGGCCAAGGCCGACGGGAUUUCGUCGGUCACGCUCGACGCGGCGUUGAAGGCCAUCCGCGACGCGCUGGACCGCGCCAAGCUCCAGUCCGAGCAGGCGUCGCGCAACAUCGACUUAAUCGUCGGCGUCGACGGCAGCGACCUCUCGAUGGCCGAGCUGGGCGUGCUGAGCAAGUCGUGGUUCGCGAUCGCGUGGCCGCUCCAGACGCUGCCGCUGGAGAAGACGCUCCGCGAGCUCGGCGUGCAAAUCAAAUCUUCAACCCGACUUCAAUGCGAGCUCGGCGUGCGCUCGAAGCCCUUCGUCGAGGUCCGCGCGGCCGACUUCGACAUCGACGCCCACUCCCAGCCCUGGCUCGCCAAGGAGCUCGGGGUGCUGAGCGUCGACGGCGGCUACGGCCGCGACCUCCUGAAGCGCACGCUCUACAAGCUCGUCUGGCGCCACGACCCGGGCGCGUUCCCGCCGGCGGUCUUCAAGAAGCCGCGGUGGACCGACGCCUUCAAGUACCGGCCGGAGGGCCCGCUCCAGCUCGAGGACGACUGGAAGAAGGACGACGUCAAGUCCCUCGAGGUCCAGCUCAAGAACACGCAGAAGGUGCCCGAGGUCGCCGAGGCGCGCCUCCAGGCGCUCGACUGGUUCGGCAUCGGCUGCGGCGACCCGGGCAAGGACUGGGUGAUCUACGUCGGCGACUACGUCCUCUACCGCAACGGCCUCAACGCCGCGGGCAUGACGGUCGCCGAAUUAUCGCGGCUCCUGGACAAGCGCGUCGUGCGGACGACGGCGCAGCUCGUCGCGCUCGAGGCCGCGGAGACGGCGGCGGCGACGCCGCUGGCCGGGCCGACGGGCGACGCCGCGGCGGCGUCGACGACGGUCUCGGCGCAGCCGCCGGCGGCGACGCCGUCGACGGCGGUCCCGGCGACGUCGACGGCCGCGACCGUCGCGGCGACGUCGACGGCCGUCGAGGACGGGCCCUCGCCGCGGGAGUCGCUCGACGCCUUCUUGGCGAUCAACCCGAGCUCCAAGCAGGUCCAAGAGGCCUGCAUGGCCUGGGGCUUCGGGAUGAACGAGGACGUCACGCAGUACAAGCGCGCGGCGAAGCUCGAUCACGGCACGGGCAUGACGAUCUGCCGCCUCGCGAGGCUCAACGGCAUCAACCUCCUCAAGUACCUCGUCGAGAACAUCGACGAGCCCUGCUUCGCGAGCCGCGACUACUCGCCCCUCGUCGUCCCGCCGGACAUCGCCGCCACGGCGGAGAGCUUGGAGCCCGCGCGCAAGAACCGGCCGACGGCGUCGUACCGGCCGACGACGCCGUCGUUCGGGCUCGAGCCGCCCGUGGACCCGCAGGCCGCGCAGUCCGGGCGGCUGCCGCGCGCCUGCACGCUGCGCGAUGCGUCGGCGCGCGGCGGCGACGGCGGCGACGCUCUGGACCGCUUCGAAGAGGCCGGCGACGACGACGACGAGGCGUGCUACGUCUGCGGGGACCCGCUCGGCAUCGCCGAGCCGAGCAUCUUCUGCGUCGGCUGCGGCCAAAAGGCCCACGUGAGCUGCGUCGACCACCGGUCGCGGGGCGACCACCUCUGCGACGAGUGCGCGGAGACGCCGCGGCGGGCGCCGCCGCGGCGGGCGCCGCCGCGGCCGACGUCGACCCUGCUCAGCAUGCGCGUCAUCCGCAAGUUCAUCGAGGACGACGUCCCCCUCUCCUUCCUCCUCCAAAAUCCCAAGGGCGGCAAGAGCCGCGACCGCUACGAGGCCUACAAGGUCGCGACGUCGGGCGCGGACUUCCAGAGGCGCGGCGGCUCCGCGGAAGACCUCCGCAACGACCUCGUGCGAGGCUACGUCACCCUCGGCGGCGAGGCCGCGAAGGAUCCGCCCGAGCUGACGCCGCGGCCGACGACGGCGUCCGACGGGGCGUUCCAGUCCUGCCUCCGCGCGAUCAAGGCCCAGGGGCUGCAGCCGGGCACAUCGUCGGCGCCCGACGACUGGGACCCGCUGCAGGGCCUCGAGGACGUCCUCGGCGACGCGACCUGCGGGCUGCCGCUCCGCGCGUCGUACCGGGCGGAAGCCGCCGCGAUCCGCGCCGCGGCGACGCCCGCGCAGCGGCGCGCGUUCGCCGGGCGGUGGCUCCACAUCGUCGACGACCGGGCCAAGGUCUUAGGCGAGCGCUCCGGACCGCGGGCGUGCGGCGCGCUCGUGAGCUUCCGGGCCCACGUCCUCGAGGGCCUCGGCGACGCGAAUUUGGACGCCGCGGGCCGCGCGGACGUCGACGCGUACGCGCGCCUCAUCCAGAGCCACAUCGACGAGAACCAGGCCAAGGCGCGACGGCUCGACGACCUCGCGACGCGCAUCGCCGCGGCGCGCCUCAGGGCCGACGACGGCGGAGGCGCGACGGCCGCGGACCGGCGCGGCGACGACGGCGGCGACGACGACGUCGGCCGCGCGGACGGCCGCGGCGACGGCGACGGCGGCUUCGACGCCGCCUACCCCGAGCUCCUUCGGAUCCACAAUCUGCCGGGGCUCUGGCACCUCCUGGAGGCCGGCGGAAUCAAG